Messenger RNA from Bactrocera oleae (olive fruit fly), 5275 nucleotides. RefSeq names its product neuronal membrane glycoprotein M6 (gene M6). Lineage: Eukaryota; Metazoa; Arthropoda; Insecta; Diptera; Tephritidae. Gene Ontology annotation, cellular component: plasma membrane. The record is from RefSeq and is a predicted model, not a curated record. Gene Ontology annotation, biological process: neuron projection development.
CAAUCGACGCUUAACCUAAGAACCUAGUCUGUGAUCAGUUAAAUUAACCCAUUGACUUUAGGUGUAAACUCAUUGCACAGAAUCAAGCAACGAGCAACAGAUGAGUAAGCAAUGUUACGAACAAAAGAUAGAAUUAAGAAUAAAGAAACAAGUAUCGAAAAUAAACAAAACCAAAAAACCAAACAACGCAAAAUAAAGUGUAACACCCAUUGCUUUAAUCAAGUUCAAGAAACCAGUUCGGAAGCAGCAAGCGUCAAGCGUUAUUUCAAAUACCAACCGUCACUACGCCGAUCAGCUGGCUUAUUUAGUUGACGUUGUUUUGUGGAUACCUUUAUUGGUUGUGGAGCAGAGAGUGGGGAGUGCUGAAGUAAGUGUGGAAAGCAAUGCAUAGAAUGCUGGAAGUGCAUACAAAUGCAUGUGUUUGUAUGGGUAUUGAAACACUUGAUUACUCAACAUCAUUCACUGGAGUUUCCAAGCAAAUAGCAGGUAGAUAGCAGUCACAGACUAACAAACAUACAUACAUACCUACUUAUCAACAAGCAAAUAAACUCCACGCUGCAGUGAAGAGUGCACGAGAGUACCGGAGAGCGCCAGUGAGUUGGGUACGGUAUUGAAUAAGGUCUAUAAAAGUAAACUUCGUAUAGCAAAACCAGCUACAAGUGUGCAAGCAAUACACAUACAUACGAACACACUAUGUAUAGAACAGCUACGUGCGAGUGUGGGCAAGUAGGGACGGUACUUGCUAUUAAAAAAAUGAGUAUUAAGUAGCAAUAAAAAAUGAAUAAAAUGAAAUAAUGAUCAACUAAUGCCGGCCGUUUCAUUUCGUUUCGUUUCGCUUUUGUACAUAUAGAGCCUAGUACUGGCGAAUCAGUUCGAAAGUGAAGCGCAAACGAAUCGAAAGCAACAAGUUGCUAUUGUCGCAAUCGCUUUCGUUGUUGGUUAUUUAGCAGAUUGUUGAUGAUUGUUGCCGUUGUUGUUUGUGCGCUUGUCAACAUAAACUUCGUGCGAAUAAAACGUAACGUUGCAAUUGUGUGCUUAUGCCCAAUAUUUUGAGUCACAAAAUUAAAGAAAAAGUAACAAAACGAAAUAUAUUUAACUAACGACGGAAAUUUUUAUAUACAUAAUUUCCGAAAUAAUCAACACAGAAGUAUUAUUUCAACGACUAAGUUUAGCAUACGUACAAGCAUACCAAAGAGUUACGCCGAUUUCUUGUCAUUACUUUAAAUCUAAGUAAUAACUACAUAUAAAUUUAUGCGUCAUGUCUUCACCGACAAAAUCUCUAAACCAACGCGAUCGUAUACGUGAUCCUCGCGAAGAUAUCCUGCUCGAAACAAAUUUCGAAGAUGACGGUAUAUUAACACAUGCCUACAACAACAAUCCAUAUAAUGGUGGCACAGCAAUACACAAUCGUCGACGCAGCACCUAUCGUUCAGAUCACUCUUUGGACCGCUAUACUGAACGCGGUGGCGAUGAAGGUGACUGCUGUCAAUCAUGUAUGUCCCGCAUACCAUAUGCCACAUUAAUAGCGACGCUCAUGUGCCUGCUUGGCGUCGGCAUAUUCUGUGGUACGAUGUAUCGAGGCGCCUCGUUGACGGUGAUUAUGAUGGAUCAAGUGUUUCAUUUACAUCUAAUUUGGAUUGAAGCGAUUCAAAUGAUUUUCGUCAUAAUUGCUGCGGGAAUGGCGGCGCUUGGCUUCAUGAUACUCUUCGUUGGUUUCCUCGCAACUGGAGCGACACGAUACAAGGUCUAUCGCGCGUGGCGUUCACGAGUGGGUGGGCGCAUCUCGUGCGCAGUGUUCAUGGGCGUCACAUAUCUGUUGAACUUCAUUUGGAUAUUGAUUCUAUGCUUCUUGGUCAUAGUCACCUUCAUCUAUACCAUGUUCUGGAAUAUGUGCUCAAGUGUGGAGCGUUCCCUCAGCUGCAUCGAUUUAACACAAUUUCAUUUCAUGUUCCCGCCAAACACAAAACAGGAGGAUAUGAAAAUCUGCGAUAAAUAUGAGAUUAAAACCUUCUGCAAGGAUGGCGUCGAGAAUGCCGAAGUCAUGUUUAUACUCGCUACAUUAGCUGCUCUACUCGUUAUACUUAGUCUGGUGCACUAUCUCAUGUGCCUGGCAGCCAACUAUGCGCAUAUUAGAGAUCAUGAAAAAUUCCAAGAACUACAAGAAAUUCAAAAUCUCAAUGAGCUCGAGUAUAGCGCUACGUCCAAGGAUCGUUUCUAGGACAUAUUUCAGAAGAUUCAUUUUGAGCUUAAAGAGAAGUGAGCGAACAAAGCAGUGAAGAGAUAAUCAACCCACAGAACUACACACACGCACACAGACAUGCAACACGUACACUUAGAAAAAUAAAGCAAAAGAACUGAUAUAAACAACAUAUAACAAUGAAUAAUCUAAAUAAUGGCAUAUUAAGAAAAUAAAUACUGAAAUUUAUUGGAGAAAAUGUAUUAUAUAGCGCAUACAUACAACAAAUUAAUAUUAGCAAGGCAAUGCGCGCAGUAACAGCACUACUAUAAACUGGAUUUUUUUGUGAAGUUUUUGUGAAUUUACUUAAAUUGAAGUAAGCAACUGUGCGCAUUAACUUUCAAACACAUCACAAACAUAAACUUUCUAAAUAAUAAUAAUAAAUACUUAUAUUUAACUUGGUUUUGUUUAAAUAUUGCGCGUGAAAUUUUUGAGUUAACAUUUAAUUAAUUUUUUCGUUUUGUAAUAAUUUUUUAUAAACAAAUAAAAUUUCAUUAUUAUUUUUAAAAUUUGAAAAUUUUUAUAAAUGUGUAUAUUUAUAAAUAUUUAGUACGUAUUUUUCCAAAAUUACAUUUCGUGAGAGCUGCCUACUAUAGUAGGGUAUAUGUUUACUUUUAAAAUCUUUAUUUAAUUUCGUUAACUUUUGUAGCUUCCUAUAUAUUUUAUUAAUAUUUUUAACAUAUUUUAAUUCUAUUUCUAAGUGUUAAAAACGGUUAUUUUCUAAAUGUACGGCAAUACAACGAGUAGCAAAGUUGUAGGUAAUAAAACGUUCUAGAACUUUCGUGUUAACACUUUUUCACAUAAGCUCAAAAUUUAUAUGAAAAAUUCAAAUAACCAAGUUUUUGUUUAUUUUUGCUUAUAUGUUUUACAAAAAUUUUUAUUCCUUCACAAAAUUUAUAUAAAAUUAACCUUUUUAUAUUCGCAACACACUAUAAUUUUUUUUAUUUAAAAUAUAAAUUUUUUCACUUAAUUUUGACUAAACAUCAGAAAAACGCUCUAUUGUUCAAACGAAAAUGUUUUCUGUCCAAACCCACUUAUGGAAUUUCAUAUCGUUAUAAAUAAAAGUAUUUAUUUUUUCUUUAAACUUUUUUCACAAUUUAAAAUUUAUUAGUGUUUUUUUUAACUUUAUCUUUAUAAGUUUUGAUUAAUUUCAUGUGUUCACUUAAUUGAGGUUAUAUUAAGUUAUUUAUAAAUUUAUUAAUUUAUAAAUUUAUUAAUUUAUAAAUUUAUGAUUUAAUUUAAUUGAAAUUAUUUGUGUAAAAAAUACACAAGAACACCAAGAGUUACCAGACAUAUCAGUUUGAUUUUAUUACUUUAGCAUUCCUGCUGCAACAACAACAAUUAAAAGUUAGUGCAUUUUGCACCGAAUUUUCGAAGUUGUUGCCCAAGUACCUUUAAAACGACUUUAGUUUAGUUUUAUUUAGUUUUUAGUUUUUUUUUUUAAAUAUGUAUGUAUAUAUUGCAUAACUAUAUACUGUUUUGCUUGCUUAAUUCAGCAAUAAAUAUAAUAAUAUAACUUACAACUACAUUUCAAAAAUAAAUUUGUAAGCGUAGAUGUUUUGUUUUUGAUUUAUGUUUGUAUUUUUUUUUUUGUAAAUUUUCAAAAUAACCACAUUUUUUAUGCACUAAAUUUUUAAGAAAGUUUCAAAAAACCACAUUUUUCAUGCACAAAUUCGGUAAACCAAAACAUACGAAAUUCGUAGCCAAAAACAACACAUGUAUAAACCGUGCCAACUCAAAACCACAACCCGACCAAAAUCGAACUAUUGAGAAAGCCGUCCAAUUGUAGCUAACGAGACGAAAAUUAAUUUUUUUCGAAAUAAAAUUUUACAGUUAUUUAUGCAUAUGCAGAAAUUAAAAUGAAUUACUAAAAGCAAAUUUUUUUCGAAAUAAAAUUUUACAGUUAUUUGUGAAUAUGCAGAAAUUAAAAAGUAUUACGAAAAUAUAUUCUAAUGCUGCGCUGCUGACUUUGAACAUUAAAUUUGCGCUUUAACGUUAAAACAAUUCUACAAUUAUUACAAACAUACCUACAAGUAUAUUAGAUGCAAGCAUAUUUUUGUAAUACAUAUUAAUGUGAUGCAGGCUUGUUUUAAAUGCUUUUGGUACUGGCUUAUUGUUAUAAGUUCAAAAACGUACACGCUAACUACCCAUAUUGGCAAAUAAAAUGGAAAAUGUACUGCAAUUGACAAACACAUCAAUUAACAGCAACACAUACACACAAACUGUUACACACACACAUGCACAUCCAGCAUACAAACGUACAAACAUACACACACCAGGGCAAUGCACAAUCGAUAGUUUAAUGCUCAAAAUGAAUUCUUCUGAAUUUGCAUGUAAAAUAAGAAAGCUAAAAACAAAAACAAAUAAAAGUUUGCGUCAAAAGUUGUAUUUGAAAAUUUGCAAAAUCAACAAGUAAAUAUUAAAUUGCAUUCAAUUUGUAAUGAAUUGCUUUCAGCACAUGCAUACACACGCAUAUACAUAUAUAUAUAACUGCAUAUAUGUGUGUGUGUAUUGAGAAGUAAACUUAUAUAAUUUUUGUAGCCACGUAUAUGUGCAUAUGAAUGUAUGUAUGUAUGUGUGUAUGGCAAGCAUAAAGCAAAGGUGCGCUUAUAAACUGCAAAUAUAAGUUAGUAAAUCACAGCGCUUGUGUAGUUUAUGCACAAACUAUAUAUAAUAUAUAAUAUGUAUGUGUAUAUAAGUUGGCAAAAUGCGCAUUGUAAGCAAAUUAGCAUAUCAAAUCAACGAUUAGUUAAAACUAGCAAAAUAGCACUAAAUUACGUUUAAGUGUAGUAAAGUAAAUAUAAAAUACUUUGUAUAUAUAAAUACAUACAUACACAUGUAGUAGUAUAUUUAAAAUACUAUAAAAAAUUUAAGUAAAUGAAAAUUCAUGCAAUGACUAUUUAUGCUUACAUACGAAUUAUUACUUUUAUUGGAAACUGAAGCAAUAUUUGACAGGUAAACAAUGCAAACAAAUAAUAAAUAUGAAGUUAAGUAUGCCAACAUAAUAAAAACAAGCACGAGAGCACAUGCAGAAGAGAA